Messenger RNA from Carica papaya (papaya), 542 nucleotides. NCBI's taxonomy places the organism in Eukaryota, Viridiplantae, Streptophyta, Magnoliopsida, Brassicales, Caricaceae. The record is from RefSeq and is a predicted model, not a curated record.
CUCUCCUGUAUAUAUUUCAUUUCUCCUUCUCUUCCACUUCCUUCCUAUUCCUCUCUCUUCCUGCUGAUUUUCUGUUUGGUUCCCGGGAUUCUCCGAUCAACCACUCGAGCACCGACCGUCGAUAGAGUUAUUCAAAUAUUCUCCGAAAAUUCACUCGAAAUUGAUCUGGAAUUUUUUAUAAGAAUUUCUAUAAAAUGUCUUCUCCAAGCAAGAGGAGAGAGAUGGAUGUCAUGAAGCUGAUGAUGAGUGACUACAGUGUUGAAACAAUUAAUGAUGGACUGAAUGAAUUUAAUGUGGAAUUCCAUGGACCAAAAGAAAGCCUUUAUGAAGGAGGAGUAUGGAAAAUUCGUGUUGAGCUUCCUGAUGCUUAUCCUUACAAGUCGCCUUCUAUUGGUUUUGUGAAUAAGAUAUUUCAUCCAAAUGUCGAUGAGCUUUCUGGCUCUGUGUGUUUGGACGUAAUCAAUCAGUCUUGGAGUCCAAUGUUUGAUCUUUUAAAUAUUUUUGAAGUUUUCCUUCCGCAACUCCUGCUUUAUCCAAAUCCU